Messenger RNA from Candoia aspera, 1606 nucleotides. Its product is annotated as vomeronasal type-2 receptor 26-like. Gene Ontology annotation, biological process: G protein-coupled receptor signaling pathway. The record is from RefSeq and is a predicted model, not a curated record. Gene Ontology annotation, cellular component: plasma membrane. Lineage: Eukaryota; Metazoa; Chordata; Lepidosauria; Squamata; Candoiidae. The coding region runs from base 179 to 1606 and encodes 475 amino acids. Gene Ontology annotation, molecular function: G protein-coupled receptor activity. The transcript has 4 exons.
UGACAAGCUGAAGGGAAGAUGAUGGUCUGAUCCCAUUUCUUUUGGCAGGGGAGAAAGCGAAGAUAUCUGGCAUCUCCUCUCCUUCUUGUUUGCCAUCCAGGAGAUCAACCAGAAUCCCAGUCUCUUACCCAAUAUCACUCUGGGCUACAACCUCCAUAACGUGUUUGACAGUGAGGAAAUGACUUCUGAAGCCUUGCUCGACCUGCUUUCGUUUGGACAAGCCAAUAUUCCAAAUUAUAUGUGUGGAGGAGAGAACCUGCUGGCAGUUCUUGAUGGGACCGAUUCAGACAUUUCCAUCCAGAUCUCCACCCUCCUGGGCAUCUACAAAAUCCCACAGAUAUCUUACGCUUUUGUUUCUCAAGUUUUGAGCAAUAAAGCUCGGUUCCCGUUUUUCUACCGGAUGAUGCCGGAAGAAGGAGCACAGUAUUUGGGAAUGGUCAGACUCCUCCUUUAUUUCCGCUGGACGUCCAUCGGCCUCAUCGCUCCAGACACAGACAAAGGGGAGCAGUUCAUGAGAACCUUGAUGCCGCUCCUGGCAACAAACGGCAUUUGCGUUCUUUUCUCACUAACUAUCUCAGGGGUGAAUCGGUAUGAAUCAAAUAUCCCUCCGGAUUCCUUCCUCAAAUGGGAACAAAUCAAUGUAUUUAUUUCCUCAGUGGAGACAACUUCUGACUUCUUUAGAAUGGCUCUUGUAGAAGGAGUAUUCAAGGAUGAAAUAAAACCUAAAGAAGGGAAAAUCUGGGUCAUUUCAGCAAUGAGGGACAUCACCUUUGACCUGAUGCGUGGUCUUCUGUCUUUCCAGCACACUUAUGGCUUUUUUUCAAUCUACAUCCAGACAAAAAAGGGGACAAAAUAUGAUGGUAUGGUUCUCCUCUACUCUUCUAUCAUGCAGUUUGCCUUUCAAGCAUUUCAGUGUUCCUACUCCAAGCAUGCCUUGUCCGUGAGUGCCUGGAUAAGAUGCAGAGAGAGAGAGAACCUGAGGACUUUGCCCCAGGAGCAGGUGGAACGAACCCUUUCUCUCGACAGUUACCGCAUCUACAACACCAUCUGGGCGGUGGCCCGUGCCCUAAAUGCUGCCUAUUCCUCCGGACCCAAGAGGGGGAGGGGGAGGAGGAGGAAACGUGGGGAGACGUUGGGAACUCAGAUGUUGCAGCCUUGGCAGCUCCAUCCUUUUCUGCAAAACUCCCGAUUCUACAACCGUUCCAUGGCUGGUGUAUAUCUGAACAAGAAUGGAGACCUGGCAGCUGACUUUGACAUCGUCUACUGGGUGAAGUUUCCCAAUAAAUCUGUCAAUCGAAUGACCUUUGGGAGUGUGGAAAAACAGGGAUCCCUGGAGCCCAAGUUUACCAUCAACGAGGAUGCCAUCGUGUGGCCAAAAUGGCUCAACCAGUCCAUGCCACCUUCCAGGUGUGUUCAAAGCUGUCACCCCGGACGGGUCAAGCUGAUUCAGGAAGGAGAGCCACUCUGCUGCUACAAGCGUGUUUCUUGUGCGUACGGGACCAUCUCCACUCAGGAAGGUGUGUACUCCAGAGGGCAAGUCAGUCAGUCCUGUAACCCACCAGCCUCUGUGCAUUCUCAUUUCUGUGCCCAAGUGAUGUUCACGUGA